AUGGCCAGCGUCGCAUCCUUCUACGAGCUCGAGGCGGAGAAGCCGUCGGGCGACAAGAUCAGGUUCGACGACUUCAAGGGCAAGGUUGUCCUCGUUGUCAACACAGCAACGAAGUGCGGGUUCACUCCGCAAUUCACUGGCCUUGAAGAGCUCAAUAAGAAGUACAAGGGCCAAGGCCUCGUCGUCCUCGGGUUCCCCUCCGACCAGUUCGGCCACCAGAACCCCGAAGACGACGAGACCACCGGCUCAGUCUGCCAGCGCAACCACGGCGUCACUUUCCCGCUCCUCAAGAAGGGCGACGUGAACGGCUCGAAUGCACACCCGGUCUUCCAGUACCUCAAGCCGAAGGCCAAAGGUAUCCUCGGCGAGCGGAUUGCAUGGAACUUCACCAAGUUCCUCGUCGACAAGCGCGGCAACGUCAUCCACCGCUACGCACCGAUCACCAAGCCCGACGCCAUUGCUGCCGACAUCGAGAAGGCGCUUGCAGAGUCGGUCUAA
Molecule: messenger RNA, 498 nt
Organism: Rhodotorula toruloides NP11
Lineage: Eukaryota; Fungi; Basidiomycota; Microbotryomycetes; Sporidiobolales; Sporidiobolaceae
Product: glutathione peroxidase
Exons: 6
Coding region: 1-498 (165 amino acids)
Biological process (GO): response to oxidative stress
Molecular function (GO): glutathione peroxidase activity
Source: RefSeq, a predicted model, not a curated record